Messenger RNA from Anopheles gambiae (African malaria mosquito), 461 nucleotides. RefSeq names its product turripeptide Pal9.2. Lineage: Eukaryota; Metazoa; Arthropoda; Insecta; Diptera; Culicidae. The record is from RefSeq and is a predicted model, not a curated record. The coding region runs from base 119 to 367 and encodes 82 amino acids. Gene Ontology annotation, molecular function: protein binding. The transcript has a single exon.
CCUUCAAACCAAACUGCGACGUUGCUUAGCCUCAGUUCAUACUGUUCUACUGUUGCUGCAACCGGACACGUCAGUGAAGUUCUUCUCUACGGACAUCGACAUUCUCGCACCCAGGAAGAUGCGCGUCCAUCUGCUUGCCGUAUCGGUGCUGCUCGUGGUUCUGGCACUGCAGACCACUCCGGCCCAGGCGGACAUCAACUCGGAAAUGGCGACAUGCGCCUGCCAGCUCAUCUACCGCCCAGUCUGUGCUAGUAACAACGAGUCGUACUCCAACGAAUGUGUGUUAAAGUGUGCCAGUGAAACACCCACCGGCCGUUCGAUCGGGCUGCACAAAGUGAAGGAUGGCAAUUGCAAUGGAGAGUUCUAAAUGAAGCCUCACGUGGCAUUAAGAGUGCUUUCAUACCACCCGAUGUAAAACCGAUCUAAUAAAUGCAGUUUCUUUGAUUAUUGCUUCAUACAAA